GCGACCGGCGAGUUCGGGUCGACGAUUUUCGGGUGCCGUUCACAGCGAAGCACGCGUCUCCGUGGGGCUCAAGCGGAAAAUUUGCUCGGAAACUUUUAUACCGUCACGGGGAAAGCCGAGCCUGCAAGGAAGAUACAUGUUGUCCCCGGCUGCGUGACUCGGCUUUGACAAGAAAAGGAGGAAGAAAAGAGAGUCCGCCGAUAUCGCAAAACCAUGACAUUCGAGGAGAAGAAGAAUAUUUGGUGAAAAAAGGUUGGCGGCUUUGGAGAUCGAGACGUCGUCCUUUGUACAGGUGUCGCCCUUGUUUGAGAGUUGCGUGGCCUUGGGCUUAGCCGGGCCCCGGAGCGGCGCCGUGGAGCUGCAGCCGCUCGUACGCGGCGUCGUGUCCGCCGUGGAUCACAUGCCCCAUAAAGCAUCGUGUAUGUGGCGCGCUGCUGGGCGCUUGUUUGCAUGCCCGUCCUAAGGCUGAGUUCCGUUGCCUGGGCCUGGUGCGGUCCUCCCGUAGGCCACAGCGGCAUCAACCAGCUGGGGGGCGUGUACGUGAACGGGCGUCCGCUGCCGGACUCCACGAGACAGAAGAUCGUGGAGCUGGCACACAGCGGCGCCCGGCCAUGCGACAUCUCACGCAUACUGCAAGUCUCCAACGGAUGCGUCUCCAAGAUUCUUGGAAGGUACUACGAGACUGGAUCCAUCAGGCCUCGCGCUAUCGGCGGCAGCAAGCCCAGGGUUGCCACCCCCCCUGUAGUAAAUAAGAUUGCCGAGUACAAGCGGGAAUGUCCCUCCAUUUUCGCCUGGGAGAUUCGUGACCGGCUCUUGUCCGAAGGGGUCUGCAAUAAUGACAAUAUCCCCAGCGUGUCGUCCAUCAACCGGGUGCUGCGCAACCUAGCCGCCCAGAAGGAACAGGCGGCGGCAGCCGCAGCGGCGCAGGCUGCGGUCUCCGGCCCGGAGUCCGUGUACGACAAGCUGCGGAUGCUCAACGGACAGCCCUGGCCAUGGUACCCGCCUGGAACUCACUUGGCUGCAGCUGCAGCUGCAGGGAUGCCUCAGACGGGAGGCCCUGGUUUGACACCCCCUAGUCCUGUGGGUCCUCUCGGCCAUGCAGCAGUGCCGGGGACUCAGGUGUCGACGGCGGCAGCCCUGGUAGGAGCUGUUUGUGGAGGUGUUACGGUGCCUCACCACAACGGGGAUGACGUUCCUGCUUCGAAAAAAGAAGGCGCAGUGGACGGAACUUCGGACGGCAAUUCAGACAACAGUUCCUCGUGCGACGAAGACUCUCAACUGCGCAUGCGCCUCAAACGCAAGCUACAGCGCAACCGCACAUCCUUUACCAACGACCAGAUCGACGCUCUGGAGAAAGAGUUCGAGCGUACCCAUUAUCCCGACGUGUUCGCGCGGGAGAAACUAGCCGAGAAGAUAUCUUUGCCAGAAGCACGAAUACAGGUGUGGUUUUCCAACCGGCGGGCCAAGUGGCGGCGAGAAGAGAAGCUGAGGAGCCAGCAGAGCAGUCAUCACCAGCAACACCAGCAGCAGCACAGCAGGUCCAGGACACUGGGGGACGCUUCGUCAUCGCCUACUGCUGUCGUCAGUCCGUCGUCAGGGAGGCUUCCACUCAAUGGCACCUUUGCUGGGUAUCCGGGUCUGGGACAGCCCAUGGCUGCAGCGGCAGCGGCAGCAGCAGCUAUGACCGACUCCUACAGGUACAGCCCAAUGGCCCCAGUAUCCAAUAUGGGACCGAGUCCGUGUCUGCAGCAGCGUGACGCGGCAGCCUCUUACUCGUAUAUGUUGCACGACACCCUGAGCCUGGGCGCAUACUCAUCCAGAGCUUCAGCGCCGGCACAGGGUUUGAGUGGAGGCCAUCCUGCCUACGCCGUCAGCGGGGCCAGCCCACACAGCACAGCUGCCGGUGUGAUCUCGCCGGGCGUGACGGUGCCUGUGCAAGUCCCAGGCCAGACGGCUGACUUGUCCGUACCCUCCAACUAUUGGGCACGGCUACAGUGACAUUGGCCCCUGGCUGGGUACCCGACGACCCACUUCGGCCACACAGCCAGGGCCUAUGCAGCUAACCAGGAACACCCAAAGAACUGACCGGAAACAUGCUGCUGACACAACACUGUCCACUUGCUGUUCAGUGUCCAUCCCCUGCGUGGUGCUGCUCACCCUUACUGAUAUCUUUGCGUUGUGGCCUGUUGCACGCCCUCAAGGAAGGCUGGCAUCAUCCACUGAAAACUUCGAGCUGGGACUUUUUGUGGUUUUUAGUUAUUUCUUUUCAUUCUUGGUCUUUACAGGGGCUAAACUAGCUCCUAUGGGGGCAUUGGUGGGAAAUGUUGGAUCAGUGGAAACUAGAUACUGUCAUGCACUGAUGUAAAAAUGAAUUUCUAAUUUCAAAGAGAUCUACAGUCUCUGUACCACCAAGAAGUGUAUAUACUGCUGUCAUCUUCCAUUUAUGCUUAGGUCUGAAUGAUUCCAGCACAGCCGCCCAUGUGAGGUACAGCAUUCUGAUACGUGCAAAAGUUUCAAGUUCCUCAAUAGGUUACUCGAAAUUGAACACCCAUGGCACACCUUACAAAUCAAAAUCUUGCAUGUCCUGCGAAUGUCAUGCAAUGGUAACAUCUCCUGGUUCUUCAAAAAUUAGCAAUCCUCUCGCCAACAUUGCUGGAACUCAAGCACAAGAGACUAAUUUAGAAUUUUGCAGUGCUUCUCUGAAAGAAUGCAACAGCACUGAGAACAAAGCUAACAGUCAUAAAGGUCACAUGGCUAGAUAUCAAGUUUCUGUUCCUUGCAAGCACUGCAUGGAUACAAGUGUCAGUGACAUAGUCGCAGCAGUUUUCUGAAGCAGUGAUGUGAACAUAGUGUAUUCAACACUUGAGAAACAGACUGAUACCACACCUUGUAUGUAUACUCCCAGCUUAGGAUGUCAAACAAUGACGGAAGGCAUCUUUGCUGCGAGUAAGGUGUGUAUGAAACCUCUGAAAACUUGCAAGGUACUGUGUGAUUGUAGUUGAGGGGGGAUUGAGUGCAUCUCGAAUCAAACUGUGCAUUUCAGUUCUGCAUUAUACAAAGUGAUCCACUUGAAAUCUCGCACUAGACAUCACUUGGACAUUUUCAAUCCUGAAUCCUGUUUCAUGCAUGUUAGUUAUUUUUGUGCAUUUGUUUCUGUGCAUGCAUAGAUGCACAUCUAUGCAUUUGUUCACUAGAUACUUUCUCAUCUUUUAUAAUGGGCAUAGACUUCCAAGACAGCGUUAAGUUUAAGCUAGAACACCUGGUACCUGGCAAAUUUUUCUCUUUCACACUAAUCAAAUUUCAUUUAAGACUACUAGCAAUUUUUGUAAGAGUGUUUCUCAUUCGUGCACGAAACUUUAAUUUCACAGCCAUACGGCACUGCUUGUUCAUUCACUGUUGUCUCAUCAAGACAAAUUCACAGACUUUGUGGCAGUUAGCCAAAACAAUGAAAAAAAGAAAAAAGUUGAUCUGACCUGGCAACCAACAACAUUUGAAUCGUGAGCUUUCAUUUGACCAUAUAUGUUCUUGGCUUUAUUUUUCAACUUAUUCACGGAAAAAGUGCUCAAAAUCUGCAAACUUUCUCAAACGAAUAGCGAUGCACAUAAAAAUAAUCAUUUUCAAAGCUUUGUUAAUUUAACAAAUGCUCUUGAUGAAACACUGAGUUUGUGUAGGACCAGUCUAGGUGUAACUAUUUAUGUCCAUUUUACAGUGUUGUUAUUGCCUUUUCCCAAAUGUCAACAUUUUUUUUUACAAACUGUGAUUUCCCCAUACAUGUCACAGCAAUCUUGCAACGGCAAACCCUUCGUGUUCUAGUCAAUUUUAGUUGUUGAAAUUGCCUUGUUGAAAUGUGUGGCACAUGCAUCCAUUGUUUUCUCCUUUGUUGCAGUGUUAUUCCAAUCACAAUGUUAACCAGUUUUGCAAACUCCUAGUUUAUUGGAACACAGUUGAACUGGACAUGCCUUGUACAAUUGCCAACAUAACCACUCAGACAGAUCAAACUUCCUAUAAAAACGAAAAGUUAUUAUGCGAGAAAAUGGUGUCCAACCUCUUCAGUUUGUUUUCUUUUCAACAAAAUUUCUGUUUCUGUGUGACCCAGAACUCUUUGGCCUCCUUGUAAAACACUGUGUGUAUAAAGUUGUUGAACAAACCACACUUAAGAUGUAAUGCAAACAACAAAUGGAAUUGUUGGAACUUUACAGCCAAGACUAGUGGAAAUAAAAAAAAAAGCUCUUUUUGAA
Messenger RNA from Ornithodoros turicata, 4238 nucleotides. Its product is annotated as paired box protein Pax-6-like. The transcript is spliced from 11 exons. The coding region runs from base 451 to 1998 and encodes 515 amino acids. The record is from RefSeq and is a predicted model, not a curated record. Gene Ontology annotation, molecular function: DNA-binding transcription factor activity, RNA polymerase II-specific; RNA polymerase II cis-regulatory region sequence-specific DNA binding. Gene Ontology annotation, biological process: regulation of transcription by RNA polymerase II; anatomical structure development. NCBI's taxonomy places the organism in Eukaryota, Metazoa, Arthropoda, Arachnida, Ixodida, Argasidae.